AUGAAGUUUUCUACCCAAACUUUGAUUGCAAUUGCUUCGGUUCUUGCUAGAUCCUCUUUUGCUGCUCCAUUGGCCGAUGCCAAAGCUGUCGCUGUCGCUGAUGCUGAGGAUGAUGGAUGUACUACCACCCAGAGAACCUACCACAGACACCAUCAGCACAAAAGAGCUGUCGCUUACGACUAUGUCUAUGUGACUGUUACUGUCGAUGGAGACGGUCAAACAAUGACACCAACUGUUGAAGUUGUUGAGACCUCCGAGGUUGCUAGUUCUGAAGAUGUUGCUGCUGCCACUACCGCUGAUGCUUCGUCAUCUGAGUCAACUUCCUCUGCCUCCACAUCUUCUUCGAACUCCGAUUCGUCCUCUGAUUCAUCAAGUUCUUCUUCCACUGGUAUCACUGGUGAUUUGAGUGACUUUGUUGAUCCAACCGAAGAGUUCGAAGAUGGUACUGUCGCAUGUUCUGACUUUCCUUCUGGCAAUGGUGUCAUUGCUUUGGAUUGGUUGGAUUACGGUGGAUGGUCUGGUUUGUACCAUGAUGACACCUCCACCGGUGGUUCUUGUGAGGAUGGUACCUACUGUUCUUAUGCCUGCCAGCCUGGUAUGUCCAAGAGCCAGUGGCCUUCUACUCAACCCUCUAACGGUGUUUCCGUUGGUGGUUUGUACUGUAAGGAUGGUUACCUUUACAAGACUAGCACAACUUCCAAUUAUUUGUGUGAAUGGGGUGAAAAUACUGCUAGAGUUGUCUCCGAGAUCUCUGACUCAGUUGCUAUCUGCAGAACUGACUACCCAGGUACCGAGAAUAUGGUUAUUCCAACCGUUGUUGAUGGUGGUUCAGAAGCUAUUUUGUCUGUCGUUGAUGAGGACUCCUACUACCAAUGGGAAGGUAAAAAGACUUCUGCCCAAUUCUAUGUUAACAACGCUGGUGUUUCCGUUGAGGAUGGUUGUAUCUGGGGUACUUCAGGCUCCGGUGUUGGUAACUGGGCUCCAUUGAACUUUGGUGCCGGUGCCACUGGUGGUAUCACUUAUUUGUCUUUGAUUCCAAAUCCUAACAACCUAGAUGCCCCUAACUACAACGUGAAGAUUGUUGCUUACGAUAGCAGUAGUAGCCUUAACGGAGAUUGUGUUUACGAGGACGGUGUUUACAAUGGAGACGGCUCUGACGGUUGUACCGUGGCGCUUACAAGUGGUAAGGCCAAUCUUGUGGGUAUGGUGUCUCGUGUAUGUCAAUCGAUAGCGAUUCUUCCGGUUCAUGCGUACGAAUUUGGGGAGGACAAGUCUGAAAGGGAGCCUGAAGUGGGGCCCCAAAAGAAUCCCGAAAAGAAUCCUCAAACGGAUUCUGAAAGGGAUUCUCAAAAGGAGUCUCAGAAGAACCACGAGAAUGAGUCUGAGUACAUAUGCGAUGAUGCUUUCUCUCAGGGAGAGCUAGAAAUGCCUAGUGAACAUGAAUUGUAUGAUUCAAAUACUCUGGCAGAGGUAGGCUCCAGUGGGCAUCAGACGGAUGACGCGACUACCUUGGUGGGAGAAGUCUCUAACGAAAAGGAGCCUGAAGAAAAGGGUUCUGAUCUAUCUGCUGUGUUACAAGACGUACUCGCCAUGAGCCAAGUACAAGACAAGUUGCUAAAAAAGCAUGAAAAGUUUCAGGACCGAAUCAAUAAAAGGCUGUAUGCGAUUAGAAGGGAGCAUAGAAUCCAGCUGAAAAGACUCUUUACGAAAACGAAGAAACAACUGGAAGAACUUCUUGAGCAAGAAGAGAAACUGUUCAACAGGAUCGAUCGAAGCUAG
Messenger RNA from Brettanomyces nanus, 1779 nucleotides. RefSeq lists its product as uncharacterized. Gene Ontology annotation, biological process: fungal-type cell wall organization. NCBI's taxonomy places the organism in Eukaryota, Fungi, Ascomycota, Pichiomycetes, Pichiales, Pichiaceae. The record is from RefSeq and is a predicted model, not a curated record. The transcript is spliced from 2 exons. The coding region runs from base 1 to 1779 and encodes 592 amino acids. Gene Ontology annotation, cellular component: fungal-type cell wall; cell surface.